Phytophthora sojae is the source of this 693-nucleotide messenger RNA. RefSeq lists its product as hypothetical. The record is from RefSeq and is a predicted model, not a curated record. The transcript has 2 exons. Bases 1 to 693 code for a protein of 230 amino acids. Gene Ontology annotation, molecular function: zinc ion binding. Lineage: Eukaryota; Oomycota; Peronosporomycetes; Peronosporales; Peronosporaceae.
AUGCUCAAGAAAAUAAAGGAGGAGUGGUCGAAGUGGACUCAACUGAGUCGGUUCAAGGCCUACUUUGAGAAGACGUGGCUGAACCGCGACGUCACAUUGCGUCGGAAGCUGAAGGUUGGGGCGCUGGUGGAGCAGCUGAUGGUGCUGUGUACAAGUGAAAGUGUGCGCGCGCGCCAAUUCGCUGCGUCAACAACCUUUUCGGAGCGUCUGUCUCGCCGCGCUCGAGCAAUGACCCGCCAGGGGCUACUCUACGAGCAGCAGUACGAGCGCACCAGCAUUGCCUUCCUGCUGAGCGAUGCACCCUCCGAGCAGCAGAGCGACAGCAUGAACGUGGUCUCGAUCCCCUGCACCCGCAUCUUUGAUGUCCUGGACCGCCGCUCGAAAGAAGACCUUCCUGCGUCUGCUCAGCUAAACGUCGAGACUGCGAAGAUGGAGCACCGCCGAAUGCCAACAUGCGGUUGGGAAGUCAAUGUUGCCGCGCGCACGUGCCCUUGUCGUUUGUUCAUGAAGCACGGGGCCUGCAUCCAUCUCCUGUACUGCCUAAAUGCGGUUGGAAGCCUUGAUGUAAAGGGACGUCAGACUCUGUUCUACCGCGGAACCAACAAGCGCAAGCGCGCUGCGGCUGCUGAUGAAGCUGCUAGUCACGCUGCUGGACGGCCUCGACACAACUGGCAAGCGCUAUCAAUCGAGUGA